GCGGGCUCCGGCGCCCUGGGAGCGCCGCUCCUCACCCGGGCGUCUCCGGGCUUCGCGAGUUUCGUUCGGCGGGGAGGGCGGCGGUCUGGGCGGAGAACGUGUCCCGGACCCUGCUCUGCGCCCCUUGGACCCGCGCGCCGCCGCGCCCCGGAGGCGGGCACCGUGCCCUGCGCUCUGUGUCCGGAAAGGGGGCGCCCUACGCCAGCUGCACCAGAGCGAGCGUGCCCUCGGGGGAGACUGCCGAGCGAUGGCUGUGAGGCUGGGGUGAGGCGGGAGGCCACCCGAACGUCCCCCGCGUCCUCACCAUGCAGAAGAGCGUGCGCUACAACGAGGGGCACGCCCUGUACCUGGCCUUCCUUGCGCGCAAGGAGGGAACCAAGCGCGGUUUCUUGAGCAAGAAGGCGGCGGAGGCGAGCCGCUGGCAUGAGAAGUGGUUUGCUCUUUACCAAAAUGUGCUCUUCUACUUCGAGGGCGAGCAGAGUGGCCGCCCGGCGGGCAUGUACCUCCUGGAGGGCUGUAGCUGCGAACGGACACCCGCGCCACCCAGGGCCAGCGCCGGACCGGGAGGCGCCCGGGACACUCUGGACAAGCAGUAUUACUUUACUGUUCUUUUUGGCCACGAAGGUCAGAAGCCACUGGAGCUGCGCUGUGAGGAGGAGCAGGAUGGGAAAGAGUGGAUGGACGCUAUUCACCAAGCCAGUUAUGCAGACAUUUUGAUUGAGAGGGAAGUCUUAAUGCAGAAGUACAUUCAUCUAGUCCAGAUCGUAGAGACAGAAAAAAUUGCAGCUAACCAACUCCGACAUCAACUUGAAGAUCAAGAUACAGAAAUCGAAAGGCUUAAAUCAGAGAUUAUCGCUCUUAAUAAAACCAAGGAACGGAUGCGCCCUUACCAAAGCAACCAAGAAGAUGAGGAUCCAGACAUCAAGAAGAUUAAAAAGGUUCAGAGCUUCAUGCGGGGUUGGUUGUGCAGAAGGAAAUGGAAGACCAUCGUUCAAGACUACAUUUGUUCUCCUCAUGCUGAAAGCAUGAGGAAGAGAAACCAGAUCGUGUUCACCAUGGUGGAGGCGGAGUCCGAGUACGUGCACCAGCUCUACAUCCUGGUCAACGGCUUCCUGCGGCCCCUGCGGAUGGCCGCCAGCUCCAAGAAGCCGCCCAUCAGCCACGACGAUGUCAGCAGUAUUUUUCUCAACAGUGAAACCAUUAUGUUUCUUCAUGAAAUAUUUCACCAAGGACUAAAGGCAAGGAUUGCAAACUGGCCUACUUUAAUUUUAGCUGAUCUGUUUGAUAUUUUGCUCCCCAUGCUGAACAUUUAUCAAGAAUUUGUGCGAAAUCACCAGUACAGCCUCCAAGUCCUUGCCAACUGUAAGCAAAACAGAGAUUUUGACAAACUCUUAAAACAGUAUGAAGCCAACCCUGCCUGCGAGGGGAGGAUGCUGGAAACCUUCUUGACCUAUCCAAUGUUUCAGAUUCCCCGGUAUAUCAUCACACUGCAUGAACUUCUGGCCCACACACCCCAUGAGCAUGUGGAGAGGAAGAGCCUGGAGUUUGCUAAAUCAAAACUCGAGGAACUGUCCAGGGUGAUGCACGAUGAAGUAAGUGACACUGAAAACAUAAGGAAAAACCUCGCCAUCGAAAGAAUGAUAGUAGAGGGCUGUGACAUUUUGCUGGACACCAGCCAAACUUUCAUCCGCCAAGGUUCUCUUAUACAAGUACCUUCCGUUGAGCGGGGGAAACUUAGUAAAGUUCGCCUGGGUUCACUGUCUUUGAAAAAGGAAGGAGAGAGACAGUGCUUCUUAUUUACAAAACACUUUUUAAUUUGUACAAGAAGUUCAGGAGGAAAACUGCAUCUGCUUAAGACAGGUGGGGUCCUCUCUCUCAUAGAAUGUACGUUGAUUGAAGAGCCUGAUGCAAGUGAUGAUGACUCCAAAGGUUCUGGGCACAUGUUUGGACACCUGGAUUUUAAGAUAGUGGUAGAACCUCCUGAUGCUGCCUCUUUCACUGUGGUCUUGUUAGCACCUUCACGCCAGGAGAAAGCUGCCUGGAUGAGCGACAUCAGUCAGUGUGUGGACAAUAUACGAUGUAAUGGUUUAAUGACUAUAGUAUUUGAAGAAAAUUCCAAAGUUACUGUGCCACAUAUGAUUAAGUCUGAUGCCCGUCUUCAUAAGGAUGACACUGACAUUUGCUUCAGUAAAACACUCAACUCCUGCAAAGUGCCCCAGAUCCGCUAUGCCAGCGUGGAGCGCCUCUUGGAGCGCCUGACUGAUUUGCGGUUUCUGAGCAUCGAUUUCCUCAACACCUUCCUGCACACCUAUCGCAUUUUCACCACGGCCACUGUGGUGCUGGCGAAGCUCUCUGAUAUAUACAAGAGGCCUUUCACCUCCAUCCCCGUCAGGUCACUGGAAUUGUUUUUUGCUACCAGUCAAAACAACAGAGGUGAACAUUUGGUGGAUGGAAAAUCCCCACGUUUGUGUCGCAAAUUCUCUUCCCCACCACCACUGGCAGUGUCCAGAACAUCCUCCCCAGUGAGGGCCAGAAAGCUGUCCUUGACUUCUCCCUUGAACUCAAGGAUAGGAGCCUUGGACCUGACCACGUCCUCGUCGUCCAGCAGUCCCACCACCACCCAUAGCCCCGCAGCAUCCCCACCGCCGCACACUGGUAAAGUACCGUUGGAUCUUAGCAGAGGCCUCUCUUCUCCAGAGCAAAGCCCGGGAUCUGUAGAAGAGAAUGUAGAUAACCCCCGCGUGGAUCUGUGUAACAAGCUAAAACGAAGUAUUCAAAGAGCAGCAGUCCUGGAGUCCGCCCCGGUGGAUCGAGCGGGAGCAGAAAGCUCCCCGGCAGCAGAUGCCACGGAACUUUCACCUUGUAGGUCCCCCUCAACUCCCCGGCACCUCCGCUAUCGCCAGCCUGGAGGACAGACAGCUGACAAUACCCACUGCUCUGUUUCGCCAGCAUCCGCUUUUGCAAUUGCCACUGCUGCAGCAGGACACGGGAGUCCACCAGGGUUUAACAACACAGAGAGAACCUGUGACAAAGAGUUUAUCAUUCGGAGAUCGGCCACCAACAGGGUCCUAAAUGUCCUCCGUCACUGGGUCUCAAAGCACGCACAGGAUUUUGAACUCAACAACGAACUAAAGAUGAAUGUCCUAAAUUUGCUAGAAGAAGUCUUACGAGACCCAGACCUUCUUCCCCAGGAAAGGAAAGCCACAGCCAAUAUCCUGAGGGCCCUUUCACAAGAUGAUCAAGAUGACAUUCACCUAAAAUUAGAAGACAUAAUGCAAAUGACUGACUGUUCGAAGGCCGAGUGCUUUGAGACCUUGUCAGCCAUGGAGCUGGCUGAGCAGAUCACCCUCCUAGACCACGUCAUUUUCAGAAGUAUUCCUUAUGAAGAGUUUCUUGGGCAGGGAUGGAUGAAGCUGGAUAAAAAUGAAAGAACACCUUACAUUAUGAAAAACAGCCAACACUUUAAUGAUAUGAGUAACCUGGUGGCCUCCCAGAUAAUGAAUUACGCCGAUGUCAGCUCCCGUGCCAACGCAAUCGAAAAGUGGGUGGCGGUGGCGGACAUUUGCCGAUGCCUGCACAACUACAAUGGCGUGCUGGAGAUCACCUCGGCCUUAAACAGAAGUGCCAUCUAUAGGCUGAAGAAAACCUGGGCCAAGGUGUCCAAGCAGACAAAAGCUCUAAUGGACAAACUUCAGAAGACUGUUUCAUCUGAAGGAAGGUUUAAAAAUCUCAGAGAAACCCUUAAAAAUUGUAACCCCCCAGCAGUUCCUUACCUUGGAAUGUACUUGACGGAUCUGGCAUUUAUAGAAGAAGGAACACCAAACUUUACUGAAGAAGGCCUUGUCAAUUUUUCCAAAAUGAGAAUGAUAUCACACAUUAUCCGAGAGAUUCGACAGUUCCAGCAGACUGCCUACCGAAUAGACCAUCAGCCAAAGGUCACACAGUACUUGCUUGACAAAGCCCUUAUCAUAGAUGAAGAUACGCUUUAUGACCUGUCACUGAAAAUUGAACCUCGACUCCCUGCUUGAAGAUCCGGCCUUGCCCUGAGACCUCGGCAUUUCCAUGGAAAGGGGACAGACAGAACUGUGCAUGCCAUGCCUCACACGGUGCAGCGGGGACUGGGGAAAGGCAAAGCCAGUCUCCUGUCUGCACUGAAGAAGAUGGAAUUGGACUGAAUUUCUGUCUCCAGCCGGAGCAAACCCCAGCUGUGUGGGUCAAAGACAGCUGCUUCAGCCUUGGGUGGGAAGAUGAAAAGACUGAUGCUGUAAAACUGAUGGUACAUUUUAUGUAAGGGAAUGUAAGAUGGGAAAGGCUUGUAGCCACUUUCAUGAAGCUGGUAAGAUGGUAAAUUUCCCUCUGUCCCAUGUUCUAUUAGAACUUGGAGACAAGGGCCCGCAGAAAAGACCUGUGACGUUUCUCUGGCACUUCACUGGCCUGGGCACACCUGCCAAUCUUCUCCUAGGAUUUAUCUGCUUCCAUGACAUCUCCUUCCAUUACAAGCUUCACAGAAAAGCCGAAGCCUCCUCUCUAGGGCCAACACAUCAGUAGUGCCAGUCUCCAGCAUGUGCAUGGUUCUCAGUGCAUUAUAAAUAUUUAUAUUUGAGGAAUGGUGUGUUCUGAAACUGCCUUUUCAGUCUUUAGGCAACAGGACAGGAAAAAAAAAAUGUUAAAACACAAGUGGAUUUGUUGGUAACAUUUCCUUAAUCAAAAACAUUAGGCUGUGCCCUAGAGGAUUUCAGCCUCUGACCAUCUUGGGGUGGGGGCGGGGCUUCUUCCUGAGACAGGUGGUCCUAAGAAGCUCCCCCCUUGGAGAGGCAGCUGCAGAGUUUGCAGAAAGGUGCAUGCCACCUCACCGACAAAACUGUGGAACCAGAUAGAAGGCCACAAAGUGCUAUGGAGAAUAAUGAGUUUCAUUGCUAAGUGAAAAUAUAUACCUAAAAAUCAUCUUUGUACCUCGUUUUGCUUGUUUCCUUUUCUCCAGUAGUAUGAUAGGAAUCUUCUGAUUUACACAGACUUUUUUUUAGGCUCACUAUGAGCAUUGAUUGUAUUUUUAAAAAACUGUUCUGUGGGAUUUUCUUUUGAAAACCCACACUUCCAUGUGCUGUUGGUAGACAGUUCUCCCCAGCCCCAGGCAUCUUUGAACAUGAUUUUGAGAUCUUUCUGAGUGAGAAUCCUGUAUAGCGUGGGAACUGAGUGCAACCACCCAACAGCUCUCACGGCUGAAAACCAAGUUCAGGGGUUAGUCCUGCUACCCAAGCCUGGGGAAGAGGCUUCAGUUUUACGGAGAUUGUCAGUUGUGGAAGAAACAGGGCUAUCUCAUCGUUUACCUCCCUCUUCUCUUCUCAGGGAGACUACUGCUUUAAAAGAAGAAAAAGAAAACACGACAGUUAUUAUUACCUGAGCCUGUUGUACCUGACAUUUUCUCUUGAAAGCAUGAAGCUUAUUAAUGCUAUGAAAAAUUGAUCUGUCUGGCUGUUUUCCCUCUUCCUUUGCACUUUAAUUCUUUUGGUAGAGCUAACAGCUGAUUAUAAAUUCCACCUGCUGGCUCUUAAGACCCAGUGGAAGAGCUGGCAUUGAUAAUGUAUUGUAGAAGUAGAGAAGGUACAUUGUUUUGCACAGUGAGGACCAUCUCUGUACAUACUGCAUAGUGAAAUAUCAACUAAGGAAAAGAAAAAAUAUAAUAUAUGAAGAUCAUUCCAAAAAUAUUUUCUAUAGCUCAUAUUAGCCAACAGUGUAGCAUUAGGCCCAAGAAGGGUUAAUUAUGGAUGCUGUACUUUUUAUUUUUUAAGUUGCUUGUUUGUUCUCUUUAAUUUCAAACAAGAGGUUGACCGCAUCUCGAUGCAUGCUGAAAAGCAUGACUGUGGGAUUCUCACCAUGCAUACUUUGUGAUUUAUUUCUCAGUGUUCAGAAACUGAGGGCUUGAAAAAAAUACAUGUCAGUUGCAUCAAACACCUCAAGUUCUUGCAGAAGAAAAGCUAGGUAAGGUUAGCUGUCUUGGCUCAAAAAGAAAGAAGUGUUGGAAGGUGAACUAAAACCAGAACAAAUCCAUGAGAGGACCACACACAAACCUAGUACCUAGCUUCAGGCAAAACACCACUUGGAAAGGUCAAUGCCUUUACACUACCAGGAGUCUCACAGUCCUCUGGAGGGGAAGGGAUACCUCUAUGUGCACUUUCCUUGGAAGCUUGGACCCUUAUUUCUCUGACCCAAAUGUCCCAGAGGCACUGCCAUUUUUAUUAAAGAAAAAGAAGAGGAGUUUCAAAUGCUCCUCCUCUUUUGGAAUGCAGCUUUUCCUCACUAGUGACAAAACUUUUGAGCCUGUUUCCUGUAGAAUGUUGGAAGUGCCUCUCGUGGUCAGACAUGACUUUUAGCAUCUUAUUGAGUUUAAUGCUAACUUUCUGUUUUCUUGAGUCACGUGGCCCUCCUGUUUCCUAAAACUAAAGCGAGAGAAUUCCUCCUCCAAGAGAAUUCUUUUUGACAACCUGCAUGAUGUGUGGGCCAGCUGAGAUAGGAAUGCAUGUUUAAAAUAAUAAUAAGGGCUGGGGUUGUGGCUCAGUGGUAGAGCAUUUGCCUAGCAUGCAUGAGGCCCUGGGUUCAAUCCUCGGCACCACAUAAAAAAAAAAUAAAGGUAUUGUGUCCACAUACAACUAAAAAAAUUUAAAAAAUAAUAAUAAGCAGAAAACCUCAAUUUGGCCACAUUUAAAAUUCCCCAGAACAAAUUCAUGUUGUCUCUUCUGACUGCUAAAGUCUCGGUCUUCUUCUAAGCCUUAUGUAUAUUGUGGCACACAUCGUGUGCUCGCCUGGCUCUGCCUGCCUAUAUUCUAUUCUAUAAGACAGGUCCUGGGAGUGGGAGGUCAGCCUCUAUCAGUCAAGUAGCAAACAUGCAUACUACAAAAUUAACCCAGAAAAUCAGAAGUAAAAUCCAAUUUCAUGCUUUCAAAUGAAUACUUUUUGUACUGUCAGCGGAAUCAUCAUGAGGUUUGUAGGGAAUGCCUUUGGUGAUUAACUAAGACAUUCAGUUUUGCUACAGGGAUAAGUCUUUUACCUAAGCUGAUAUAUUUUUUGACAGAUUCAGGCAUGAAGUAGAACGUUGUCACUUUUCCUUAGUGUUUCUGUGAAGGAAUUUAAAGAGGAAAUUUUAAACUGCUCUUGCAGUGUUUCCAAGCUGCUCUCAUAAUGUCCCCAUUGCUGUCCAAUUUCAAUGUACUACUUAUAAACAAACGAAACUCAUGGAUACUGGAUAAUUUGGAAGAGAAAAUCCAUUAUGUGCCUAUUUGGAAUGUGUGGUGAAUCAGUAUCUCUUUUCUCACAUUGUGAAACAAGAUCUUGGGCCAGCAACAAGCAGGCAGCUUUUAACUAAAAGAAGUAAUACAGUAGAGACGUCAUUCCCAGUAAAGUUAACUUUCAUUUAAAAACAAAGGAUUUCCUUACUUUUCAAAGUUUGAUAUUCCCUCUGAAAGAGGAUCUCUCUUUUCAUUUUGAACUGCAUGUUUUAUAACAACCUGCAAAAAAUGUUUACUACUAUUGAAAUGGCAUAAAAGAUAAAAUAUCACUGAGUAUGGUGGCAUACGCCAGUAAUUCCUGCUACUCAGGAAACUGAGGAUGGAGGUCUGCAAGUUUGAGCCCAGUGUAGGUAACUUAGUGAAACCCUGUCCCAAAAUAAAAAUAAAAAGGGUUGGGGCUAUAGUUCUGUGGUUGAUUGCUUGCUGUGCAUGAGUAAAACCCUGGGGUCAAUCCCCAGUACUGCAAAAAGAAAAAGAUAAUCUACUAUUUAUGACCAGACUAAUGUCCACUGGCAGAAGGACUCAGUAAGUGAGAUUCAUUUUCAUUUCUGUAUGAAAUUUUGUAAGUUUAAAUAAUGACUUGAUUACAGACACCACUGUAUGAUUCCUGGUAAUAAAUCUAAUCAGAGUGUCAGUUCUCAGUGCCCACUGGUGACUUAAAAUGAAGAAGGGCAGAGUGAAAGUGGGAAACAGUCUUCUUGUUUAGGUGUAAACACAUGAAUGAUUCAGAAAAUUAUUCAUCUCAGGUGCCACACAGCAUGACAUUAACAUUAGGAUUGAUUGUACUGAUCUGAUCUGCUUGAGGAAAAUAAUAGUUCUACUUAAUGAUGUUGAACCACUGUCUUCACAUAACGCAUUUCAACUUUCAUUAGAAAGCUAGAAGUGAAAGUGUACUGGACUAGGCAUCCCUGCCCUGAGUCCUAGCCCAGAUCUGCAUCCGCUAGCUAGAAAACCGUAGGCCAGUGUUUACACCUCUCUGAGCCUCAGUUUCCUCAUCUGCAAAAUGAGGUCAAUCGUAAUUUCUGUGUGUCUACCUCACGGGGCUGUCAUGAAGACCAAAUGGGUUAGAAUGUAAACUGUAAAGUGCUGUCCAAAUGUGAGGUAACCUGAUUACCAUCCUUAGCUCUCUUUUGCAAAGGAAUUAAAUGUAUUUCUUUAUUAUUUGUGUGUGUGUGUGUGUGUGUGUGUAUGUGUGUGUAUGUGUGUGAGAUGGACAAACAUAUGUCAGUUGGAGAAGCAUAUUG
Molecule: messenger RNA, 8527 nt
Organism: Sciurus carolinensis (gray squirrel)
Lineage: Eukaryota; Metazoa; Chordata; Mammalia; Rodentia; Sciuridae
Gene: Rasgrf2
Product: Ras protein specific guanine nucleotide releasing factor 2
Exons: 27
Coding region: 306-4028 (1240 amino acids)
Biological process (GO): Ras protein signal transduction; positive regulation of GTPase activity
Cellular component (GO): plasma membrane
Molecular function (GO): guanyl-nucleotide exchange factor activity; protein binding
Source: RefSeq, a predicted model, not a curated record